Molecule: messenger RNA, 3360 nt
Organism: Alternaria atra
Lineage: Eukaryota; Fungi; Ascomycota; Dothideomycetes; Pleosporales; Pleosporaceae
Exons: 5
Coding region: 1-3360 (1119 amino acids)
Cellular component (GO): plasma membrane
Molecular function (GO): calcium-activated cation channel activity
Source: RefSeq, a predicted model, not a curated record
AUGGAAGAAGCUUUCGGGAAGUCGUUUGCGAAAGCGCAGCAGCUUUACGGUGUUUCCUUGAGCUCGUUCAUAGCUUCGGUCUCCCUCUCUGCGGUGAUGUUCGCUAUAGAAGUCCUUGUGUUUCUCGCUAUCCGCAAACGUUUCCCCGAUCUCUACUCUACUGUUCCAGAUCACCUAGACAGCACUUCCACCACCUGGAGAGGAUACAUUGCGACCAACCUUCUUCGGUUCGAGCGCUGCCACGAACAUCUCGAUAGAUACUUCUUUCGCCGUUACCUGCGGUCGCUGCUUCUGAUCUUCGCUCCCGCUUCUCUCCUCAUAACGCCGAUCCUAGUCCCCUUGAACUACACGCAUGGGAAGAUGGCGGUGCGUGGCGUGAGUGGGCUCGAUGCCCUCGGGUGGUCUAACGUCGGCCUCGACCAAGCAGACCGGUACUGGGUUCAUCUCGUGCUGGCUUUGCUCUUUACCGCCUACGUUUGCUGGGUCAUCUGGAGCGAGCUUGGCUUCUAUGUCGCAGCUCGGCGGCAAGCACCUAGCGCGACGUUGCGCACAGUGCUCUUUGACUCUAUACCCGACGACUGGAUGUCUGAGAAGAUACUCACGUCCCAACUCCAGAUCUUCCCUGGCCAGAUCACUGCUGUUUCCUUCAACCGUGACUACAGCACAGUUUCCCGGCUGGCAGCGCGGCGGGAACGUCUGGCGGCAGCCCUCGAGGCGGCUGAGACUGCCAACUUAAGGAAGGCUUUCAGAGCUGGCGUACAGAAGCGGGCUAGAAGGUCAAGUACCACUAAAACGCGUCGGAGCUUGGACUGCCAAUCGCGGCGCCUCUUGAAUCUUCUUGCCUGGUUGGCAUUCGAAAAGGUCGACACUGCCCUGUUGUGUCGGGAGGAGCUUCGUGCGACUGGCGAGACGAUGGACUUCUAUCGCAAAACACGAAGCGAGUUUCCGCCGCUGCGGUCCGCCUUCGUCACCUUCGCCAAUCCCCUCGCCGCCCACAUCGCGUGCCAGACAGUGAUCCACACCAGCGCGGGCUACAUGACGCCUCGCACGAUGCCGUUGUCCGUAGAUGACGUGGUGUGGAGCAACACAGAUAUCACGUGGCGGGAUAGGACCCUACGCACCGUGUUUUCCAACGCGCUCAUUCUCAUCACGGCGAUUGCGUGCGUCGUACCGGUAGCGCUGGCAGGGCUCCUCUCCCAGAUCAUCUACAUCACCCAGGCCGUGUCUUGGCUGAGCUGGAUCAGCGAGCUUCCCGAGUCCCUCCUGGGUCUACUACAAGGUGUGCUCCCCCCUGUGCUGGUAGCUGUUCUGAUGAAAGGGUUCGUUUGCGUGGCAGAAUACCUCGUCCGAAAGCAGGGCAUCUGCUCCAAGAGCCAGAUCGAUCUCAAGAUCCAAGACUACUACUUCUGCUUCCUCUUUGUCCAGGUCACCCUCGUGGUGUCUCUGGCUGCAGGGCUUACUGCCAUUGCGAACGAGAUCGCACAGGGAGCUUCGCUCGCUGCGACGCUGGCGAAGAACCUGCCGAAAGCAAGCAACUACUUUCUCUCCUACCUUCUCUUGCAAGCUCUGUCGGUAAGCGCUGGCUCUCUGCUGCGGACAGACCGUCUGCUCGGGAAGUUCGUGCUUGGUCCCAUGUUCGACAAGUCAGUCACGCAGAUGGUGAUGCGUAGGAGAGGUCCGGAUCUCCAGUGGGGCACCUUUGUACCUGUCUUCACAAACCUCUCUUGCAUUAGACUCCUCUACGCGAUCAUCUCCCCGAUCAUCCUCCCCUUUCAGGUCCUCGCCAUCGGCUUGUUCUGGGUCAUCUAUUCCCAUUCGAGAGUACUCCUUACUGAGCACGAUCAUGGCGGCCUCUUCUAUCCCAAAGCACUCAAGCAUCUCUUGGCAGGCCUCUACCUGAUGCAAGUCUGUCUGGCAGCGCUGUUUUUUCUGGUACGAGACUCGCAGGGCAGUGCCAGAUGUAUCGGACAGGCGUGUGUUAUGGUGCUUGCUACCGGACUGACUGCCAUCUACCAUCGCUUGCUUUGCAGAGCGUUCAAUCCGUUGCUGAGCUUCUCUCCCACCGCGCUCAAGGACGCGCUGGCCCGAGACACGUUGGCCAAGGACACGCCGGCCAAGGAUGUAACGCCGUCCCCUGUGUUUCUGCACGAGGCGCUUACGUCCACCCCGGUGGUUCGCAUUCCCAGCGACGAUCACGGACUCGGUUCUGCUCGAGCGCUGCAGCUCAGGGAGGAACUGAAAGGUGUUACUGUAUCCGACACGGAUGCAGUUGUCACCGGAUCAGCAAUCCGCUCAAGCGACCUCGGCAUGAUUCCGUAUCAGAACGGCGACGUCGAAGUUCGGAUCCAGCACGCUCGCUUUCUCGUCUCCGCCUCGGUCAUGUCUCAGCUGUCACCAGAAUUCCACAGGCUCUUCACCACCAGACACGGCUUGCUGCGUGAGAGCAUCGAGCUGCCAGACGAAGAUCCUGUGGCGUUUCACCUGGUCUGCCAGUCGGCCCAUGGCUCCUUCAUACCGCAAGCUCACAUAUCGCUGGAAACGCUCGUCAACAUGGCCGAGGCCAUCCGACGAUACAAGAUCCCCGCCACAUCUCGCGUGCACAACACCGUGGCCUUCAGUUUCAUCGUACAAACACUACGGCUAGAGACGCUUUCCACGGUCAUGCUUGUCAUGCUUUUUCGUGUUGCACGGGUGCUAGGCUCCGCCAAAUACGAACAGCUGAUCCGAGACGUGUUUCUCCUUCAUCCGCUGCAGCUGGAGGCGUUGCCCACGAAGCAGACCGCGGGUGGUUGGAAUGCAGAAUGUGCUCUGCUCUUAGCAAAUCUGAUGCUGCGGGGGGCUGCGUGUCGCGCAGAAGUGGCAAGCACACUGCUGAGUCCGCCGGGUAGCGAUGAAACUCUCCAUCUGCAGGAGAAAAGCGACGUAGCCGUGUGGAUCCUGAAAGACAGCCCCAGCCUGCAAGAGAUAGAGGCUCGCCUUCGAAGUAUGAGGAGCGCUGUAGAUCUCCAGAGAGAGCAGCUGCUGGAUGCUAGUGGAGCGAUCAAGGAAGCGACGGCAGACAUCCACCGUUAUGUCCGCACUACCAUAGAAGAUACUCGGGAGAGGGUGGAUGACGGCGCAGACGACGUCGUGAAGCUAGACGUGUGCCACGGGGUAAAGCGUCUAGAGAUCCAGGUUGCAGAGGACGGGCAAAUGUCGGAGAACUCGGUAGAUGUUGAUGAUCUGGACUUGGAGCGUGUCUCUUCGAGCAGCACAGCGUUCGAGGAUAUCGAAGCCUACAGCGAACCGGUAGAGACCCUGUUGGGUGACUAUCUGGACAUCGAGGACGACGUUUCCGUGGCUUCUGCCAAGACGGUGUGA